Messenger RNA from Cricetulus griseus (Chinese hamster), 710 nucleotides. Lineage: Eukaryota; Metazoa; Chordata; Mammalia; Rodentia; Cricetidae. The record is from RefSeq and is a predicted model, not a curated record.
CCGAAAGCAGGAUCGACGGGCAGAUACCCCAGCCCAGAGCAAAGGGGGUUCCAGCAGCCCGGAGUCCUGUUCCCGGCCCUCUUGCAAUCCUCCGGAAGCCAAAGAGCGUGAGUCCCCAUCCCCUGCAGCCAUGCAGCCUGUCCAGCUGCCCAGCCUGGCCUUGACUCCACCGGAAGGAGAUGCUCUUUGCCCAUCCUGGCUGCACCCUGGCUUCCUGCUCACAGGAAGUGAGCAACCCCACUUCCUGUGCUAGUUAGUGCCUGAUUCUCUGGGUGGGACACCCUCAGCCCCGUUCUCUGGUACAGUGGUGUCUGCCUGACUGCCUCCUGUAACCCCAACUUGUAAGCCAUCAAUCAAUUUUAUGUUGUUUUCUUGCCCCUUGGGGGGCGGGAGGGGGAACCUCCUGGCUCUUCGACAUGCCUCUUUGCCUAACAUUGGCUGUUCUUGACUUGAUGAGAAGCUACACCGCGUGGGGGCCUCCCCACUCCCCCAGCAGGGACUGCAGAAGGGUUGGGAGUGUGCUAGGCCAAUCAGAAUAUAGAAGGCAGAGGACUUUAGGGACAGGGAGGUGGAAUUCUGGCUGGGGAGGUGUAGGGUGGGUCCUCUGCCUCCCGUGGCUGCGUGGCAUGUCUGACCUCCAGAGCUCAGCCCCCCCCACUUUUCUCCUCAGUGCUGACAAGAUGUCAAUAAACUUAUUUUCGUACAAUUAA